Prorocentrum cordatum is the source of this 294-nucleotide messenger RNA. The record is from the annotation of a GenBank genome assembly. NCBI's taxonomy places the organism in Eukaryota, Dinophyceae, Prorocentrales, Prorocentraceae.
AUGGCGGACAUUCCGUGGGCACCGCAGCUGCUAUUACCGUUCUUGGCGUCGGCGCCGCCGUCGUUCUCAUUUGUACUGGUGCCGUCCAGCAUCGCCGUCACCUUGUCGUCGGCAACGUUCUGGCUGACACAAUUUUGGUUCGAGCUUGAUCCUACGCUGCCGCGUGCUGCAGUGUGGUGCAUGGCCGAAACGAUCAAUCUCGAGGCUGCCACAGGCGUACCCCAAAGCCUGGUGCCCGAGUGCUUGGCUGAACAUUCGAAUGACUGCAACACUGGGCCCACCAGCGGUCCCAAU